UUUCCUUUUCUCUGUAUUGUUAUCAUUUUCCACUUGAAAAUGGGUUCUCUACAUGCAGUUUCCUUGUCACUUUUGGUCAUCAGUAUUAUUGUUGGUUCAGCUAAUGGUGAUAUCUAUGAUGGUGCGUCUUAUGAUUUUAUGACAUCCAAAUUGGCUAAGGAUCAAGAAAGGCUUCUCUCUACCAUGAUUGGCAUUGAAGGAAUUAUUCUUUACAAAUUUGGCUCAUCAAUUUCCCCUCUUCAAGGAGGUUUGGCAAGAAUAACAUGUAAAACAGUGGAUGAGUAUGGCUAUGAGGCAGCUUCUUACACAUUUUUAAGUGAGUCAAGUGAUGAAAAUGGCUAUUUCUUGGCAACAUUAUCUCCUUCAGAGGUAGAAGACAAGAGAGAGUUGAAGGAAUGCAAAGCUUUUCUAGAAGUCUCACCAUUAGAGAACUGUCAAUCUCCUUCUGACCUCAACAAUGGAGUCUCUGGUGCUCUUCUCCAUUCUUACAAAUUUUUGGUUCAUAAUAACAUGAAACUCUUCUCUGUUGGGCCUUUCCUUUUCACUUGCCAAACUUAAAACAGGAAGAUAUAUUCAAUAUACAUGUAUGUAUGAUAAUUAUUAACGAUCUAUAUAUAUAUAUAUAUAUAUAUAUAUAUACACACGUUGUCGUCAAAUGAAGCUUAGUUAAGAGACUUUAACCUGAAAAUUCGGAAAGAAUUUUGAAGGUCAUUAGUGCCAUUAUCAAAUUUGAGAUUAUAAAAUAGUUUUGUUUUAUAA
Molecule: messenger RNA, 759 nt
Organism: Cucumis melo (muskmelon)
Lineage: Eukaryota; Viridiplantae; Streptophyta; Magnoliopsida; Cucurbitales; Cucurbitaceae
Product: protein SEED AND ROOT HAIR PROTECTIVE PROTEIN-like
Exons: 2
Coding region: 40-558 (172 amino acids)
Source: RefSeq, a predicted model, not a curated record